AUGACCGAUCACGAUUCGUUGUUGUCAUCGCGGGUCAUUUUCGAAAGUCUAACCAGUAUUAGCUUACCUCUCGGUGCCAAAACACCCGACGGAUGCGCCGACGGCUCCAAGCACAGCCGUCCUUCCGGUAGGGCUCGCCCCAGCCUGGUCAUCAGAACGGCUUCCCAGCAAGCUCCGGUGCUCCCCUGGUCUGGAUCACGACAUUACCCUUCCGCCGUGUCUUGGACCUCGCAUUGA
This is a messenger RNA of Cordyceps militaris CM01, 237 nucleotides long. RefSeq lists its product as uncharacterized. The coding region runs from base 1 to 237 and encodes 78 amino acids. The transcript is spliced from 2 exons. The record is from RefSeq and is a predicted model, not a curated record. NCBI's taxonomy places the organism in Eukaryota, Fungi, Ascomycota, Sordariomycetes, Hypocreales, Cordycipitaceae.